This is a messenger RNA of Onychostoma macrolepis, 1980 nucleotides long. RefSeq lists its product as uncharacterized. Gene Ontology annotation, molecular function: GTP binding. The transcript has 3 exons. Bases 1 to 1980 code for a protein of 659 amino acids. NCBI's taxonomy places the organism in Eukaryota, Metazoa, Chordata, Actinopteri, Cypriniformes, Cyprinidae. The record is from RefSeq and is a predicted model, not a curated record.
AUGGUGGGGGGACUUGUAGACAGGCAGGCCUGGGUGAACGGCCACAGAGGGAAGGCUGACUGCCAGAGAGGGGUGAAAGCAGCAAAGCAGGAGGCCGGUGGAAUUCUCAGUUUACAAAAUGUUAGACUAACUAGCACACAUGGAGACAAUAGCACAACGAACUGGCAACACAAGAGGGAAAGGGAGAACAAUAUAAAGGGGAAGAGAGCACAAGGAACAGAUUCAUCUGCUGCCAUGCAUAACAAUAGCAGACUAUUCAAUUCAGAGUCCAACCAGACUGAAAAGCAACAUGCAGAUUUCAACGGGUCACGUCACGACGCCACCCAAAUUAAUUCAGGUCCUCCACCAGCACUGUACCGCCUGAACACAGAAAGAAAACAUAUUGAUGGGACUGAUGGAAAGGUCAGACUAUGGACAUAUGGAAGAAAAGACAGAAAUAAGAAAAACAAAGUCAUACUGAUGGUGGGAGAAACUGGCGCUGGGAAAACCACCCUCAUCAACACCAUGGUCAACUACUUACUGGGCGUGAAGUUUGAAGAUGAAGAGUGGUAUGUAAUUGCUGAAGCAGAAGAAGUACAUAUUGAUCAAACUAAAUCCCAGACAUCCGAGCUCACUGUUUAUGAGGUGUUUGUUGAAGAAAACCCAAUAUCUCUGACCAUCAUUGACACUCCAGGAUACGGGCACACUGAAGGAUACGAGAAAGAUAAAGAGAUUGCUGAAUACCUGAGCAAAUUAUUUUCUGCUCAGGAUGGGAUUCAUUAUAUUGAUGCAGUGUGUUUUGUGAUGAAGGCGUCUCAGAAUCGACUCUCUGGAAAAGAGCAUUACAUAUUUCACUCAGUUCUGUCUCUGUUUGGUAAAGAUAUCGAGAAUAACAUAAUGUUUCUACUCACACAUUCAGAUGGAGGACCUCCAAUAAAUGCUCUAAAUGCCAUUAAGAAAGCAGAAAUACCCUGCAGAAGAGAUGAAGACAAUGAACCUAUUCACUACUUAUUCAACAGCCAACAGAAAGAGAAAAGAAACAAACGAUAUGAGCAAAACUGGAAAAGAACCUGGGAAAUGGGAGACGAAAACAUGAAUGAGUUCUUGACAGAACUUAAAGAAAAUAACAGAAAAAGUGUUCAGUUGACAUUAGAGGUUCUGAUUGAGCGAAGACGACUUGAGGCCUGUGUCUCUAAUCUGAAGGAUCGAAUCUCUGAGAAGGAGCUAAAAACCCAAGAACUGACUAAGAUUGAGGAAGCCCUCAGACAGAACAGAGACAAGAUUAAAAAAUGUGAAAAUUUUGUUUUUACAGUCGAGAGAGUUUUCAAAGAGAAAGUCCUCAUUGAAAACGAAUCACGUUGGAACAGAAAGGCAACCUGCUGCUCCGACUGUCAAGAAAACUGUCACGUGAAGGGCUGCUGGUGGGCAAAUGAUCUCUCGUGGUGUGAAAUCAUGAAAAACAACCACUGCACUGUGUGUUCAGGGAAGUGUCAUUACAGCAAACAUGUCAAAGAGAACAAGAAAUAUGAGCUCAAGACAAAGGAAGUUCAAAUGUCAUUUUAUGCCCUUAAACAGGAGUAUGAGUGCAUCGGUGAUGAGCCUGAAGCCAGUUUCGACAGAAAAACAUAUGCAGAUACUAAAAACGAAUAUGAGUGGAUCAUGAAAGAGUCUGAGAAUAAAACGAAAAUAGAAGAAGAUCUAAACAGAGAUCUGGCAAAAAUUAAAAAUGAAAAGUCCCAGCUGGUGCAGGAAGCUUAUACCAGCAUCAUGAAUCUGUCCAAGAUCGCAUUGAAAGCAGACAGCGCUCUCACCAUUCAGUAUAUGGAGUUCCUGAUUCCCAGACUGAGGGAGGAGAGAAAAGAUGCAUGGAUAAAGGACCUGGAGGAUCUGAAAAAAGCUGGAGAAGAUCAGAAAAACAAGGGGGUUUUACAUUACAUGUUUCAAUUCACUGGGGGAAUAUGGAACCAAUUUUGGAACCAAUUUUGGAACCCAAACAAGUAA